Molecule: messenger RNA, 585 nt
Organism: Meleagris gallopavo (turkey)
Lineage: Eukaryota; Metazoa; Chordata; Aves; Galliformes; Phasianidae
Source: RefSeq, a predicted model, not a curated record
UCUCUCUUCCUGUCCCUCUCUAUAGCUUGCAAAAUCGGAUACUACAAGGCGCUUUCGACAGAUGUUGCGUGUGCCAAAUGCCCGCCUCACAGCUACUCCAUCUGGGAAGGCUCUACCUCCUGCACCUGCGAUCGGGGCUUUUUCCGAGCUGAAAAUGAUGCUGCAUCCAUGCCCUGCACUCGCCCUCCAUCUGCACCCCAGAACCUGAUUUCUAAUGUCAAUGAGACAUCGGUGAACUUGGAGUGGAGCGCCCCACAGAACAAGGGAGGACGGGAGGACAUCUCCUACAACGUGGUGUGCAAGCGCUGCGGGGCAGGGGAGCCCAGCCGCUGCCGGUCCUGUGGCAGUGGUGUGCAUUUCAGCCCCCAGCAGAACGGGCUGAAAACCACGAAGGUUUCCAUCACUGACCUCCUGGCACACACCAACUACACCUUUGAGGUCUGGGCAGUGAAUGGAGUGUCCAAGCACAACCCCAGCCAGGACCAAGCCGUGUCGGUCACUGUGACAACUAACCAAGCAGGUAGGAACCUAAAUGCACUUUCGAUUCCAGUCUCUUUUGCCUGGUUUUAGGAAGGCUGUGGUUUC